GGAAAGUACUCUGAAACUCCAGAGGUCGCCUUCACCGGAAAUAGAAAAAAAAUUACCGCCGUACGAGUAGACCGAGUUUCCAAAGACAACAAUAACUUCGUUUAUCAAGUCCGACUGAUCAAACCAUGCCAAGACGAAAGCGUCAGUUAGAGUCAGCAUCAGAAGACAGUGAUCACUCAAACAGAGCUCCAGACAGUGAAAAUGACAUGCCUGCACGUUUGACUCGUCGCUCAGCAGCAGGAUUUAAAAAGAAAGGCCACCCGAUCUUUCACGCAAAAGUGAGGAAACGUAAAGACAUACCUGUAUCGGGAUCCGAUUCAGAAAGUGAGCACCAUUCAUCACGAAGUCCACCAGAGAAGAAGAGAAAGGGUAGUCAAGGCAAGCAGUCUUAUGAAGCCAUCCAAAAUGGAGAUAGUGAUGUGGGGAAGACAGACUAUAAGAACUGGUCAUAUCUAGAAAAGCGUCCCACACCAAAAACAGACUACAAUGAGACAUCUGCGCAUUGUCCCUUACCAGGAUGUGAUUCAAAGGGUCAUCUGAGCGGGCGGCAUGAAUCACAUCGUACUUUGACAGCAUGUCCAUUGUACCAUAAUACAACCGCUGAAGAAUGCAAGAGGAGGUAUGAAUCUCGGCUAAAAGCAGUCGAAGAGAAAAAGAAAGUUGUUGCAGAAAUAAGUGAUAGAAGAGGAUUGCGACAUCAGAUUUUAAGUGAAGAUCAAAAACAUAAGCUUGAAAAGAUACGUGCAGAACGACAUAAAAAGGCUGACUUCACUCCAGAAAUUCGAGAGAAACACAGCAAACACCGUGAAACUUAUCAGAUGACACGACAGCCACUGCUGGAUGGACUUGCUUCAAACUAUGACAUGGAACUUUUCAAAGAGGCACAGGCUAGGGCGUGUGAACUGUUGGAACAUCAGAUGACACAGCAUUACCAAAAAGCAGACCUUCAGGAAUACCGCAUCAAAAAGAUGGAGAUUGGACGGUUUGAGAUUGGCACAUGGUAUUCAUCUCCUUAUCCGGAAGAGUAUGCUCGUCUUCCCAAGAUCUACCUCUGUGAGUUCUGCCUGAAGUACAUGAAAACUGCAACAAUUCUUCGAAGACACAUGGCCAAAUGUGUAUGGCGUCAUCCUCCUGGAGAUGAGAUAUAUAGAAAGAGCACCAUAUCAGUCUUUGAAGUGGAUGGAAAGAAGAAUAAGGUUUACUGUCAAAACCUUUGUCUUUUGGCAAAGCUCUUCCUUGAUCAUAAAACACUCUACUUUGAUGUUGAACCUUUCCUCUUCUACGUCAUGACAGAGAAUGAUAGUUCAGGUUGCCGAUAUUUUUUUAUUCACUUGCAGGAAAAGAACUCCUUCCUGAACUACAAUGUGUCAUGUCUUCUGACUCUACCUCAGUACAUGCGUCAGGGUUAUGGAAAGAUGCUUAUUGACUUUAGCUACCUUCUUAGCAAAGUUGAAGAAAAAGUUGGGUCACCAGAGCGCCCUCUGUCUGACCUGGGUCUUCUGUCAUACCGCAGUUAUUGGAAGGACGUCUUGCUGCGUUACCUUCACAAGUUUAAAGGGGUAGACAUCUGCAUCAAAGAUGUGAGUCAAGAAACAGCAAUUAAUGCUAAUGACAUUGUUAGCACUCUACAAGCUCUUGGUAUGCUAAAAUACUGGAAAGGCAAGCACUUAGUAUUGAAACGACAGGAUUUGAUAGAUGACUAUUUGGAGAAACAAGCCAAGAAAACUGAUGAAUUGUCCACAAAAGCUAUUGACCCAACCUGUCUUAAAUGGACACCACCUGCACAAAGGACUCCAUCCAGUUGAGGAGCAUAUGGUGGAAUUGGUGGUGAAAAAGAUUUCGUUGAUGAGUUUUAUGAAAGGCCUGAGAAAAAUGAAAGGCAUUGGAGGUAGCAGAGUCUUUGUGAACACUGUUUGCCUGGUGGAAUGUAGGAUGUGAUAUUGAGGCAAAGCUAUGAGAUGGCUACCAUAGGAGAGAGGAGGAAGAAGAGAUCAUGCAUACGUGUUCAAGUAUGCAUGUGCAAAAGCAGUUUGGGAUUGUUUCAUCUGUAUCAUAAGAGAAUGUAUGGUGAGUGUGUGAGUAUGUAUCAUGUUAUCAUGCUUCCAUCUUCUCCAAAGUAAAUCAAUCCUCCCCUCCCCAAUCCCCACCCUCCAUGUCCCCCUUCCCAAAUAAGAGGUGGAGAAGAAACCUUUCAUAUUGUUUCUAUACUUCUUGUAAUUCAUAUGUGACAGGUCUGUCAGAUCCACAUUAAGGAGUUUUUAAAAAAUGCGAUGGUAAAAUGAAAACAAAUUUGGCCUUGUGGCAAUAUUCGUGGGUCACAUCAUGGCAUCCUGUACCUUAAUGGAUUUCACGUAUGUGCUCAUUGCCUCACUAAACAGUCCAGCUGAAAACAUUACAAAAAUGACAUAUCAGUCUCAUCAUUGCGGUCAUCUCAUAGACAGCAGCAGCUGAUUCAUUCUUAUCUUUGGCAGCAGAGUUAAGAAACAGAGGGGGGAGGGUUAUCCCCUGGGUGUUGUAUUGUUUCUUCCUAUGUUUGAGUUCAAGUUAUAAGUGUGUGAAUAGACAUUAUUUUAUAAAACAUCAAAAAUGGUGCACAGAACGAGGUUGAUGGUGCAGUGAUGUGACUGACACUAAAAAGAGACUGGUUUUGUUUUUCAUCUUAAAAAAAUCCAUACAUACCCUAACCCUGGUUAAGCCUUUGAUUUGUGCAGAGCUCAGGUUUUGUAAUGCUUGACUGAAGGUCAGAAUAUUUGGAAAUAAGUGUGAGUGUGGGUACAAUGAUGAACAGUUAUAAUGCUGCAACAUUUGGCAGUAAGCGUCAUAACUAUGUUUGUGAUCUGCAGAAAUGGAUUUAAUCUUGAAGAUACAUUCAUGCAGCCUACAUAUGAGUGUUUUAAAAUAUUUUGAAAACAUUAGUUCAUUUGUUAUAGUUAUGGUACAACAGAAAAAAAACUAAAGUUAGCUUGUUCUUCUGCAUGUUAUUUCUAGUUUUUUUCAUCUGUAGCUUAAUGUUUCAAAAUUGAGACAGCUUAAUAGUUCAGUUAAAAGUGGAUGUUCUAUUACAACUUUGUGUAAGAAUCUUUCUGUCUGAACAAAACAUUUUAUGCAGGCGAUGUAUGUGUGUAUGCAUGUGAAAUGUUUGCUUGAAUUUAUGUUUACAUGAUACAUAUAAACUGGAUGUGUGCAUCUCUAAGCUGUUGAUGAAAUUGGUGUGUGCUUUUGUUAUGGCAGCAUUACUGUUUUUUCAUGGGACAGAUCCUUAGACUUUUUUUGGUAGGGGUAUCGUUUGUGUAUCCUGACAUCUUCGAGGAUCACUAAUAUCAGGUUUCCAUCUAAGUUGAACUUCUUGAAGCUGAUUAUGUCUCUCUUUCCUCUCUGUGUGCAUGCAAGUCAUGCAUUAAAGGCAAAAUUAAGACCAAGUACAUAACAGGCAGAAUGGAGAAUAUAGGCAGAGUGAUAAAGAUCUUAAUAUUAUAAGUGGCAGAAGGUAAUAGACGGCAUCUUGUCAUGGAAUUGAAACAAGAAGGCUAUGUCAUGUCAUGUAUUGUGAACGUAGCUGAAGUUUUUUUUAAACAGCUCAUUUCAUCUAAAAGAAAUUUAAAAACUAAAAAAAAUCACAUAAAUUUUAUUGAGUUCUCUCUGGAGUGGUACUUUCAAGCAGUGUGGUUUUUUGUUGUUUUUUUUUUUUUUCCAAAUACACAAUUUCUAUUUAUGGAAGGAAGUAUCUGUGCGCAUAUGAGAACAGAUGUGUAAAUGAAGAUAAAAAUGCAGCACAAUUUUUUUUUUUAAGAACUGAAUGAAGUGCAAAUAUGCGUUGGUGAGUUUCAUUGUCUCAA
Messenger RNA from Pomacea canaliculata, 3836 nucleotides. Its product is annotated as histone acetyltransferase KAT7-like. Gene Ontology annotation, biological process: regulation of DNA-templated transcription. Gene Ontology annotation, cellular component: nucleus. Lineage: Eukaryota; Metazoa; Mollusca; Gastropoda; Architaenioglossa; Ampullariidae. Gene Ontology annotation, molecular function: zinc ion binding; histone acetyltransferase activity. The record is from RefSeq and is a predicted model, not a curated record.